Molecule: messenger RNA, 444 nt
Organism: Rotaria sp. Silwood2
Lineage: Eukaryota; Metazoa; Rotifera; Eurotatoria; Philodinida; Philodinidae
Source: the annotation of a GenBank genome assembly
AUGGCUAGCAAUUUUUCAUCACGAACAGUUGUUCCACGAAAUUUUAAAUUAUUAGAAGAACUUGAAGCAGCUCAGAAAGGUCAUCAUGAAGGAUCAGUAUCAUGGGGUCUCGAAGCUAAUGAUGACAUGUCAUUAUCCCGGUGGGUUUGUAUGAUUAUCGGACCAUCAAGAACACCUUAUGAAAAUCGUAUUUAUACAUUAAAAGUUCAUUGUGGUGAUCGUUAUCCCGAAGAACCACCAACUGUUCGUUUUCAAACACGUAUAAAUUUAACUGGUGUAACAGCUAAUGGUUCUGUUGAUACAAAAUUAAUUCCAGCUCUUCGUAAUUGGAAUCGAGAUAUGACUAUUCAUCAAGUAUUAAAUGAAAUUCGUGCGAAUAUGUCAUCAAAAGAGAAUGCAAAAUUAUCUCAACCAUCUGAAGGAGCAGUUUAUCCAUCUCAGUGA